CGCAGGACAUUUGACGUAAAAAAAUUAAUUACAAAUGGCGUUUACGUAGAAAAGACAGAUGUAUUCACGGCCACGAUGGGCGAUGAUUCUUUGAAAUUACGAGAGGAUGGCUAUAUUCGCACGAAUUAUCCUGUUUCUUCAUUAACGUAUCAUAGUGACUUAAAUAUAAUUUUAGUGAAAACAAACUCGGGUGAUGUUCACGUUUUGGAUGUGAACUCUGGUGUAAUUCUUCAAUCAUCCUGUCUAUCUGCGGACGAGGGUGGUACUCUGGGUGUGGAGUACGCGUCAGGCGCUGAGAGAGUGUUCGCAUGGGACAGCAGUGGAAUAGGCGCCCGAACUGAUUACAAUGGUGUUAUGCUUCUUCAUUCCCUCCUGCAGAAGCCUUUACCAGCUUUACAUCCAGACAGUGUUAUCAAAAUAGAACUGGUUUAUUCAGAGGCGGUGGUGCUGUACCAGUGUGUGGAUACUUUAGAUGCAAACUCUAUUGAAGGACUCCCAGAUUUGAUCAAUGACCUGAAAACUGGAAUUUAUGUUGUCCCAGAGAGGAAAGGUGUAAAGGCACAUAAAUGGAGUACAGUAAUUAUAUCACUACCACAAUCGACACUCAGAUUGGUGACAUCGGCAAUUGUUCAAGAGUUGAAAGGACAAAAUAGAAGAGUACCUGCUCUUGCCAUUGCGUCAGCAAUAGGGCACAGAGCCAAUGAACUAAUGCCUGACACUCGAGAAGAGGACUCUAGAGCUGUCAUGUAUUCGGAGGCCGAGAGGAAGCAGACAUUCAAAAGAUGGCCGCAUAUGGACUACAAGUGGGCGCUACCCGCUCGCAUGGCGGAGGCCGGCUUCUACCACCAGCCGUCGCCAAGUGGGGACGACCGCGCCAUGUGUUUCACGUGCAUGGUGUGCCUCGUUUGCUGGGAAAAGUCAGACGAGCCCUGGGUCGAACAUGAGCGACAUUCACCUAACUGCCCCUUCGUGCGCGGCGAGUACACACACAACGUACCGCUCUCGGUAACAAAUGCAACAGCAUGCGCAGUGCCCUGUGCAAAUGUUAAAAUUGUGUCGAAAGGAAACACGGGUGACCUAAUAGCAACUGGCACUGUCGAGGGGAGAGUCAAUAUAUGGAAGUUUGACUGUGGACUCAAAUUAGUUAAAUUCCUACAUAUCUCACCAUACGACUCAAUUUUUAGUGGUAUUUUAACAACUGAUACUAAUAAAGUUUGGGCAGAUAGCCUUGAGAAAGAUUCGUCGAAUUAUGCGGUUGAAUUAACUGCAAUGUCAUUUAUUGGUAUGCCAUCACAACAAGAGACGUACCCACAAGCACAAACUGCUGAGUCUGUAGUGAAAGAGACUAGCACCAAUAAAGCAAAGCCUUCUCUUGUCUGUGCCAUUAUAAUCACUAGAACAUUGCCUUCACCUGCAAAGCAACCCAUCAUUGUUGACUCAAGUAAAGUAUUAUUUGACGCUGGUGAUCCAGAUAGACAAGCCAAUGAAAAUGUUCAGGCGAUGAAUAAUCAAAAUGAGGCAAAAAGUAAUUUUUCCUUAACAGACAAAAUGCUAUUUUUACUGACAUAUGAUAUACAUAAUUCUUUAGCGGGGUCAUCAACAGCUAUUCAUACAUCAAACAGUCACAACAAACCUGGUGGCAGUAAGAAAGUAUUACACAGAUCAGAGGCAUCAAAUUUAUUUGAUAAUAUUUAUUUACAAUAUUCUGAUGACGAUACAGAGCUUCCACAAUGCACAAAUAUACUAGACGACGAGAUUCCCGGUUUUAAUAUAGAAGCCUCCUCAAGUAAAGAGGAUUGCAAAGUAUGGGAACCGAAAAAGAUUAUUAUACAAAAACAUUAUAAAGUUCUGCCGCCCCCUCCCCCCACUGCGUUGCUGCCGGAACUACCUGAAUCGGAGCAGGGGGGCGUAUUAAAUUUUGUUGGACAAAUAUCGCAACUUAAAAGUUGGGAUUGUGUAAAUUCAGAAUCGGUUGGGACCAAAGUAGUAGAUCAGACUGAUGCAAUUCAAACGGAUUCCAUAACGCAUUACCUCAGCAUGGCUGGUCAAGGACCAUUGGAAGUCUCAGAUUUGAAAUGGUAUGGAGGUCUUCAAAGUUCAGAUAAGGUUAAGAUAGCCUUAUCUAAUAAAAGUAAAGCUGGAACGCACACGGUGCUCAGUAUUAAUCCCAAUGAUGGAUUUGAUAGUGAUCCUCCUCCUGAAGAGGUUGUAUCACAAGGCAUUGCAGUACAGUGCCUUGUGCUUCCUAAUAAGUUGCACUUUAAAGUCGAUAGUAAAGUAACUCACCUAUUGCCUUCUGAAGAUAAAGAGCAUUUACUUUUGGUUAUAUCAUCUGUUGAGAAAAAUAAGUUCCAAUACGUAUACGAUGCGGAUGGAGAUGUUAAAAUGGAUGUAGAUGAAAGUAGUAACCAAAACGAUAAGACUGACAAUACUGACACAAAAGCAUAUUUCCUUUAUUAUAAAAUAAAUAGUAAAACAUCUGUUUAUACUUUAGAAGAUAAUCCCGUAACAAUUAAGGAAUUACCAUAUAAUGAAAGCCCUAUUGAUUUAUGUUUAUUGCCACCAGUUAUACAGAAGCAGUAUUCAUUCGCUGCUGUGGGUGUUGACGGCCAAUUGCGACUUUACUCAUUGCCUGAGUUUAAUUUACUCUCAGAGAAAUGUGCACCAAAAGGUCACUUCUCCUCAGUGACUUACUGUGCUUCUGUGGAACGUCUCAGUGCGUCCACAAAACACGGUGUUAUAUAUUUCUACGCUCUCAACGAUGAUAAAAUAAACUGCGCUGGUGAAGCCAAUGAAGAUGAAUUCGCGAAUAUUGAUUUCGACAUGCUGCAGAAAGCCCCUAAAGAAGACACAGGCCCUGAUGCGGCGCCAGUGAUUAUUGCAAAUAAAGCAGAGCUAGAUGAAUCUGAUCUUAACUCACUGAUGGCAUUAACUGGCUUAUACACUCACAAUCCCACUGUACCAUAUGGCGCCAUAGUGCCCGCGUCUUGGUGUGAACUAUCGCCCGCUCAAAGAUCUAGGUCCGACCACCAAAACUAUAGAUCAUGGCGGCUCCAAAACACAUCGUCUACUUGGGACGAACAAGUGUUGGAGCUAACACUGCCUUACAAUGUCUCCUUAGCCCACCUUGAAUUUGGAUUUACAUUGCAUACAGUCAAUUCGUCAAACUUACCUAAAAUAGAGGUUACCUUAUUGAAACAGAAUGUGCAUGGGUUUGGAUACAAUAAAGAUACUCCAUUUGGUCAAAAACCAGAGGUACCUUCGCAUUACUCAGUAAUGAAGUUUGAGGUUUAUAAUCUUGAGAAUCCUGUCAAUAGUGAGGAAUAUCUUCAGGCUCAUAAUGCGGAGAUCUUAGCUGGGCCCGUCUUGGUGUCCUCUGGGCUGGAUGCCAGCCAACAAUCUGGGACUUUGAUUCUGACAAGCCCGAGACUGUACCGAGCAAAGGGAAGGACAUUCCUCCUUCAUAUAAAGGCAUUAUUCGAUCCCAUUAAGGACAUGAGUAAGGGGCCAAAUAAGGGUGGUGAGACAUCUGCGAAAAAAUCUACUUUUAUCGGUUGCGAUUGGUUGCACCAAAUAUCUCUAACAGUCAGGUCAACGCCCCACACUGAUGUUCCAUUGGAAAGACAGCAAAGGAUAGCGAUGUUGGAAUCGAAUAGCUUUCUCAACAUGCUGUGUGAGAUGGCGGUAAGCAACGAGUCUACAGAGAAGAGGAAACUUGUGAUGGAUAUAUUGACGUGGGUGAUAUCUAUACGUUUGAAACGUAUACGGGUGGCGAAGAGUGCCAAGGGGAAGGACAAAGAUGCUUCCGCUACUGCCGAGACGCAGCAGUUGGAAUGUGUAGCGAUUAUCGAAAAACACAUUUGUACUCUGCUAAGAAAAUGUAUUUUGUGCGCAAACCGAAGUAUUGCUAAAAGCUGUGUGAAAAUCAUACUUAUUACCAGCGAUGGAGUGAAGCAGUUGCCUCCAGCGUCGAAGUGUACAUUCGAACAGUCGCUUACAAGUUGCCUGAUUGAAUGCAUCCCGUUUGUGGGCGCGUCUCAGUCUCCGGGCGCUCUCAAGUGGCUCAUGGCGUUGGCACAGCACUCCAUUCCCUGGGCUGCGGCUUCGGAGUUCGUAGCGCGGUGUCUGACGCUGCUGGAGAAGGCUGCCAGGUUUCUGCGGCAACGGAACAAUCCAUAUCAUCAACUGUUACGGGCGCGGUUCGGGCUGUACGGCCUGCCGCUGGAGCGCCACACGUUCGCGGUGGACGCGCCGGAGACUGCGCGCGGCGGCUCGCACGCGGUGACGUACGCGAGCGUGCUGGCGGGAGAGGUGGCCGCGCCGCCGCCGGCCGCGCCCAAGCACGAGUCGCAGCUGCGGGACCUGCUCAACAUGCCGCUGGACGCCGAGCCAUCAAAAACUUCGAGUUCGAACAACACAAACAACUGGUACGAGACAGAGUGCGCCAUGAGUGCGGUGGGCGUGGCCGGAGAAGCCAUGAUGCUACACGUGACGUGCCACCUGGCCUCCGACGGAACCAAGCUGGAGUCGGCGCCGUCGGGGCUCCAGCCGCCCGUGCACUCUGCGCACUCAGCGGACCCGCACCAGCUAUGGACUGUUAUAAAAGAAAGCCAAGGGAAGAACUCUUCGAAAGAUGAGCAGAAAAAUGAUUCUGAGAGCCCGAUGGAUUGCGACUCUCACGAGAAGUCAGAACUAGAUGGCGAGAAAUCAAUUAAAGAGCAGGAACAAUGCCGCAUCCCGUGGGCGGCGCUGGUGCGACGACCGCCGCAGCACACGCUGCUGGUGGAGAGGAUGCACUCCGGCGCUAGGCGCUACAUCGUGCUGGACUUCGGACACACCGUGCGGCUCACAGAUGUGAUAAUCCCGUCGUGCUCCGAGCUGGUGACUCUCUGCAUCGACACCUGGCGCGUGGGUGAGGAGACGGACUGUGUGAAGCUUGCGUUCGCGACCGACAUCGCGACCAAACACCUCGUGCUGGCAGACAUACAGCCGCCCCCCCUUUGUCGAUAUAUUAAGAUAACAACGAUAGGCCGAUACGGCAUGUCUGCUAUGAAGUGUAAGAUACCGCUCGGCUGGUUCUACGGAGAGAUCGCAGACAUCGACAACGUGCCGGCCUCUCUCAACGCACUCGCGGCUUUGCACCAGGAUCUCAGCUGCCGUCUCAGACUUGCAACAGGCAAACUGAUCGACUUGCUGAAUCCAUACUUGGAGCUGUACAACGGCAACGCGGCGCACAUGAUCGCGUACCUCAAUCAGUCAGACACGGACUCGCGGGUGGUGUCCGCGUACCAGGAGUGCAUAGAACUGCAGCAGCAGCUUCAUAAUUGCACAAAUAUAGAGCGCCGGCUUCGGAACACCACCGUUUGCCCCGAACGAGUGUUGCACGCUGUCACGUCGGAGAUGCUUCUCGAGCGCGCCUCCACCGACAAGUUGCGCAUCAUCACAGAGAACGUUGUGGAGCUGCUGCUUUACUUCCUGUUCCAACAUAAUGAUCUGCGCGUGGACGACGUGAGCGCGGCGUGGUGCCGCGCCGUGCUGCCGCUGUCGUGGGAGCGCGGCGGCCGCAGCGGCGCGGGCGUGGCCACGCUGGCGGCGCGCGUGUGCGGCGCGGCGGCGUGGUGGGGCGGCCUGCUGGCGGACCAUCUGGCCACGGCCUUCGCGCACCACGACGCGCCGCCGCUGCCGCUGGACAGAUGCCUCGUGUCGGUGAUGUACAUGUCCCGCAAGAGCAUGUACGCGCACGGCGGCGCGGCGGGCGGCGGCGUGACGCAGGCCGUGGCGGGCCGCACGCUGGAGCUGGUGCGCGCGGGCCGGGCGCCGGCCGCGCUGGUGGCGGCGCUGCUGGCGGUCCUGGCGCACUCGCUGGACGCCGCCAUGCCGGACGACGCGCACAACAGAUGGGAGUGGGUCACGGGCGGUCGGGUCGGCCAGAGCUCGGGCGACGGAAGCAGCUCGAGCACGGGGCGGUCGGGAGCCAGCUCGGCCAUGAUGACGAUGCACCGCCGCAAGAUGCGCAAGAAGCUGUUGCAUCAGAUGGAAAUCGAGACCGCGCGCCGGGACAUACAGAUCGCCCUUGAGGAUCACCAGCGCGCCCGUCUGUCUGCGAGGGUACACGUGCCACUCCGCCGGCCGUCCUCCGUGACUGAGCGCGGCGCCCGCGGCCACGAGCGCCUCAUCUCGCCCGCACUCGCGUCCGCUCUGGCGCACGCACUUCUGGACCACCUCGUGACGCUCGAUGCCACGCAUGCUGCUGACCAUCUGCUGCUGUGCGCCAAGGUGGUGGGUCGCCUGUGCGCGUUGACCGGCGGCUGCUGCCCCGUGGACACGGGCAGCCUGCUGGCACUGGCCCGACGAGCCGUGACCCUGCCGCCCUGGCCGCGGCAUGCUCUCACGGCUCUGUUACAGGACCUCGUGGAGUACGAGUCCGACGACAGCUCUCCCACCACAGAGGACUGCGGUAUGUCAGGGCGCGGCGCCGCUGCGGCAGUGUCGCGGAGGCGGGGCGUCGCUCAAGACCUGUCCGGCUACGUCAAAAAGAUAGAUCCCAAUAAAUUCAUGGAGUAUCAGCUGAUUCAAUUGAUCGAGUCGGAUGACUCGGAGCCCGAAGAGAAGGUGGAACAGAACUUCCUAGACUCCAUCAAAAUAAUGAGCCGCAAGAAGUCUACCGUUGACGUCACCAACAGUAUCAUCUCGGCGUGCCUGGACGCGCGGCUCGAGAGCGGCGGCGCGGCGGCGGCCGAGGCGGCGGCGCGGCGCCUGCUGGCCCGCACGGCCCUGGCGCUGCCCGCCGCCCUGCGCGCGCCGCCGCACCGCCCCGCGCCGCCCGCGCCGCCCGCCGGCUCCGCCCAGUGCGCGGCGGCCCCGCCCCCCCCGCGCGGCCUGACGCUCACGAACUCACUCUACGACGUAUUCAGACAUCUGGCAGUCGAGUUUCCAUUGCAGAGCGAGUGCAGUUUCAUGGAGAACGUGGUGUCCCUGUGGUUGACGAUCAACGGGUCCUCGUGGGGCGGCGGCGGCACCGUGGGCACGCCCGUGUUCGCGCUGCCGUCCGACACGCCGCGCGUGCGUCUCGCGCCCGACACUGUCGACGCGCUUCUGAAGUCGCUUACCGAAUUAGAAAACAUAACGCUGCGAUGCUGGGUGCUGUGUAUGCAAGCAUUAGCCUGGGUCGCCAGCUCUCCGCUACAGUCGGAAGGAAGCACCAAGACAAUGGGUCGCGCCAUCCUUGAGAACGAGAACUUUGUGCCGGCGCUCGUUCGCUUCGUGUCCGUCGACAUCGUGCCCGACGCUAACGUGUCCUGCUCCGAGCCCUAUCUGGGCGGCUGCGGCGCGGGCGCGGGGUCGGGCGCCGUGGGCGCGCUGCAGGGCGUGGUGUCGCGGCUGCUGCUGCCGCGCGGGCCGUGCGGCGCGCGCCGGGCGCUGGCGGCGCUGGCGGCGCUGUGGCGGCCGGCCGCGCCGCCGCCGCGCGCGCUGGACCUGCACGCCGCGCUGCUGCGGGCCGCGCACUCGCUGCUGCCCGCGCUGCUGCCCGAGCACCUGCGGCACGCGCUGCCGCUCAUCGACGCCGUGGCCGAGCAGUGCGGCAGCUGGGUGUGGUGGGGCGCGGACGUGGCGGGCGGGGCGGGCGGCGCGCGGGGCGAGGCGGAGGGCGGCGUGCGGCGCGUGCCCAGCCGCCGCGCGCUGCUCGUGUCGCUGCUGCACUACUGCCGCCGCCUGCUGCCGCUGCAGCCGCAGGGUACGACCUCCGAUGAGGAUGCGGAGACUUUAGGUGGGGGGGAGGAGUGGCAGACAGACGAGAUCAAGGCGCAGCAGAGCGACAGCAACAUAGAAGACGAGCGCAAACACGCGAACAAAUUGCCCUGCCUUGCGGAUACCGUUCUACAAAACCCGAGCAUUAUGUACAAGUUCUACAGAGCGUUGGGUUUAUGUGAUGGAAUACCAGCAACAGCUGUGAAUACAAACAACAACGCAGGUGGCGAGGGUGCAAGCGAACAGUGGUCCGUUAAGGAGGAGGUGCUGAGUCUCGUCUGCCAGAUCCCGGCGCUGGCUGCGGACCCAACAGCCAUGCUGCCCUCCCUCAUCAACUACCUCAGACGGGACGAGGUCGUGAACAUCUCGCAAGCGAUGCAGCAGCUACUGUUGCGCAUGCUGGAUAAGCCGGAGAUGCUGGCUGCGUUCAUUGACGCGGGUGGCAUGGACCUAGCCAUACGGAAACUUAACGCCUGCCAUCAGGCUGGCCCCAACAGCGGCCAGGGCCUGGUGUCAGCGCUGAUGAACCACCUGAAGGUGCCGCCGCAGCUCAUCAACCUGUCCACCCCCGCCGGUUCUAAGAAGUCCCAGCAGCCCACGCUCGAGGCCCCAGACGGACUUAUUAAUAUAGCGCCCUUUUGUCGUGUGACGUGCGCCAACCCCACGGCGCAGGCGGCGGACGUGCUGCUGGGUGGGUCGACGGAGGGCGCGCGCGGGGCGGGCGCGGGGGCGGGCGGGUGCGCGGCGCGGCGCGUGCGGGCGCCGGCCUGGUCCUACCACUUCUUCUGCGCCGACGACGUGUCGCUGGCGCUCACCGUACACCUGCCCUACGCGCUCGCGCUGCACGAGGUGCAGCUGCAGCCGCACCCCACCAGCCUCGCCACGUGCCCGGGUGCGGUGGGCGUGGAGGCUGGGAUCGGCGCCACGGUGGCCCCGCUGGGUCCGCCUCAGAACACGACCGGCAUGACCUUCAUCCGGCUGGUGGUGGCGCGGCCGCUCGUGUGCACCACCGUACAGCUGCGUCUCUACCGACCCAGGGAUUCUUCGAACAUGGGAUUGCUACAGCUACGCUUAUUGGCCGCCCCCGCUUUUGCACCACAACAGUCGCUAUCGUUGAACUCGGACCAAUCAAGCUCUGCCAAUGCACAGGAUACUUGCAGUAAUAAAUGGGCCAGCGUGGUGUGCGCGUGCGUGCGCGGGCGCGGGUCGCUGUUCGCGGGCGGCGCGGGGGCGGCGGGGGCGGCGGCCGCAGCGCGCGCGCUGUGUGCGGCGGCGGCGGGCGGCGGGCCGGCGGCGCGGCGGGCGCUGCUGUGUGCGGCGCGGGCGGCGCCCGACCUGCGGCAGCCGCUGCUGGAGCACCUGCUGGACAUCGACGACCACGCCUACGCCAACGCGUUCCAGUCGCGGGCGGGCGACGGCAGCUCGUGCGGCGCGUGGGACGUGGCGUGCGCGGUGUGCCGCUGGAGCGCGGGCGCGUGCGUGGGCGCGUACGUCGGGUGGGUGAAGCGGGCGGCCGAGCGAGCCAUCGUGACGCGCACGCCGCCCUCGGCCGCCGCGCUCACCACGCUGGCGUCGGUACUGUGGAGCACAAAGGAAGAAAAGCUGCUGGAUAAUUUAGAGCAGCUUAUUACGGACGACCUCUUUGAACUCAUCUACACCUGGAUACAGGAGGUCGAGGAGCACAGCCUCAUGAAGAAAUCUUUGGAUGCAAUUAUGUGCUCGGUGUGCUACAUACGUCCCGAGUUGUUCAAACAGCUGCUCGAACGAAUGGAGAUACCUAUUGAUGUUGAUGAAAGUAUGGAGUGCCAGACGGACGACGGCAAGACGCGGCGCCCAUCCAGCGCGGCCGUGGACCUGUCGUUCGCGCGGCGCCUGCGCGGCUCGCAGCUGCGCACGCUGGCCGCCGCCGCCAUGUCGCCGCCGCACGCGCACACGCUGCGGACGUCGCCGCUGCCCGCCGCGCUCAUGCACGCUGUCACUGAAUUCUGUGAAGCGAAAUUACAAGUAAUAGAAUCAAAGGCCGCACAAGAAGACUCUCAUAUGACAGAUGUAGAAGAUAAAGAGCUAAAGAACGGGCUGCCGUCGCUGCGGGCCGUGUGCGACAUCGUGGAGUGGGCGCGCCUGGUGAGCUGCGAGCGCGGCAUGAAGCAGUGGCUGGGCGCGGAGGGCGCCGGCUUCUGGCGCCCGCUGCUGCGUCUGCUGUGCACCAACCACCCGCGCGACCACGCGUCAUGGCAGGAGGGCGCGUUGUUUGCGUUGUUAGAAGAGAACACGAUCCGUCUUUUCUCGGAGCUGACAGUGUGUCACACGGCAAACCAGAAACUGUUCGCGACUACACUGCACUCCAUACUCGAUUCCAUGGAACACACAGGUACUGAGGGGAUAUCUGGGUUCACCCGGUCGCUGAUCCUGCGGCUGGUACUGUCGGGCGAGCGCACCACGGUGUCAGUGCGGUGGGCGCCUCCAUCACCCGUCACGUCUCCGGUCGCAUCAAAUGUCACGUCCCCCGUCUCGUCGCCGGUCACGUCACCGACGGUGGCCCCUGACACGUGGACGGCGCCGCCCCACGCGGGCCACCCCGCCGCUCGAGGCGUCACGUUGCUCACGCUGCCAGCGCAUACCACCAUCAAGACUCUGCUCGCAGAACAUCGGCCUCCACUGCCAGUAAUGGAAGAGGAACUGAAGCUGUCUACAUCCAACUCGUCGGCGUCGACGUCCGGGUCGGUGCUGCGCAGCGCAUCAGACACGGCCAUCAUGGCCGUAGCGGAAGCCUGGGAGCUGUCUCUUGCCGCCGCAAGCGCCUCGAAGGACAAGCGUGUGAAGGACGUGAAGAACGCUCUCAAACAGCAGAUGAACAAGAAGAGGCAGAGCAAGGCUAGCACAGAUGUCGCCACGACGUCCAUUUUCGAAGAAAGCACAGAGAAGAUCCUGGUGCAGGCGGCGGGUAUCAGUGAAUACAUCCCGAGCAGUGUCACACUGGGCGAACUGAGCGAGUGUGCGGCCGGCCCGCAGCUUGCGCUCACUCUGCGUGCGCGUCGCGCCGAAACAUCCGAAUCGCCGCCGCUGUGGCUCGGCUGUGUCGGCGGCGGCUCGUGCGCGGGCGGCGUGCUGCGCGCGUUCGGCGCGUGCGGCGGCCUGGCGCUGGUGGCGGCCCGCCUGCCGCGCCCGCACGCCGUGCCCGCGCCGCCGCCCGCGCCGCCGCACCACGCGCUCGAGCUGGACUGGAUCAAACUGGACGAUGCCUAUGAGGUAAUGCCCGUUAGCAUCAUAGCCGCCGGUUCGGAACCAUAA
Molecule: messenger RNA, 11040 nt
Organism: Leptidea sinapis
Lineage: Eukaryota; Metazoa; Arthropoda; Insecta; Lepidoptera; Pieridae
Gene: Bruce
Product: baculoviral IAP repeat-containing protein 6-like
Exons: 48
Coding region: 76-11040 (3654 amino acids)
Biological process (GO): regulation of cytokinesis; apoptotic process
Molecular function (GO): ubiquitin-protein transferase activity; protein binding
Source: RefSeq, a predicted model, not a curated record